AUGGAGAAUGAUCAGGAGAAGGGAAAGAAAGUGAUCAAGUAUCGCGGGAUAAGGAGGAGGCCAUGGGGGAAAUACGCAGCUGAAAUUCGCGAUCCAACAAGGAAUGGAGCUCGUUUGUGGCUAGGGACUUUCGACACUGCUGAAGAAGCAGCCAGGGCAUACGAUCGGGCUGCAUAUGCUUUGAGGGGUCAUCAAGCUCUUCUCAAUUUCCCCAAUGAUGGUCAUUAUAGAAAUGCUGAUCCUGCCGGAUCGAGCCUCGAUUUUUCUCAGCUGCCAUCGUCGUCUUCGAUGAACUUGCCCAAUUCUGGGGGAGCUGGAGCUCCUGUUGAAACUCCUGAGUUGGAAGCAUCGCCAAGAGGACAAGAAGAACAAGUCAUUGAGCUCGAGUAUUUGGAUAAUAAGCUGCUGGAGGACCUUCUUGGAUCGCAAUUUCAGAGGCAGGAUCAUAGUAAGCGACCGAAGCUUUCGUAGCUAUCUAAAAUAUUAUUAUGGGAUUCCAGAGAGACCAUUUUCUCGGUAGAAGAAGCAA
Coffea eugenioides is the source of this 529-nucleotide messenger RNA. RefSeq names its product ethylene-responsive transcription factor ERF098-like. Gene Ontology annotation, molecular function: DNA-binding transcription factor activity; DNA binding. The transcript has a single exon. Lineage: Eukaryota; Viridiplantae; Streptophyta; Magnoliopsida; Gentianales; Rubiaceae. Gene Ontology annotation, biological process: ethylene-activated signaling pathway; regulation of DNA-templated transcription. The record is from RefSeq and is a predicted model, not a curated record. The coding region runs from base 1 to 471 and encodes 156 amino acids.